GUUGUUAAUGAAGAAAACUGGCAUUAGCUUUCCCAGACAUAGAGAAAAAUAAACUCAAGUUCCUCACAGAAAAGCUUCAUAUAAUGUCUGACAUAAGGUUGUACUACGAACAGCAGAUAAAAAUUACAUUCUAUUAAACACUAUAUAAAGAACAGAUGAAAGUAAAUUAUUGCUCUGUGAAACUAUUAAAUUACUGUACAAUUAACAUUUAUGCGGUAGGAUUUAAAAUAUCUUCAACACAACAAGAUUUAAGCAAGAAAUGUUUUAAUAUUGUUGAGAUCUCUAUGUAACAUACAAAUCAUAACUGACAAAUUAAGUUAUCUAUUUACUUACUAGGUAAUCUGACAAGUACUAUAAAGUUAGGAAGUAAAUAUGUUAAAGCUUCCGUAUAAGUGUGCAUUUUGUAAAAUAAUUGUUUCACCUCAGUGGAAAAUGAGGAAUCAUAUAUUGGAACAUACGGGUGAGUGCCCCUUUAAAUGUUUGAUAUGUGAGAGAACCUUUAUCAAACUACAUCAAGUAAAGAGUCAUUUGUUAAAACACUCUUGGGAGAGCCCUUAUAAGUGUGAUUCAUGUGGAAAGUUCUUAUCAGCCAAAAGCGAUUUGAGAAGACAUGCAAUGGUUCAUACUGGAGAGCGGCCUUAUAAGUGUGAUACAUGUGGAAAAUCCUUCACAACCAAAGGCAAUUUGAAUAGUCAUACAUUGGUUCAUGCUGGAGAGCGACCUUAUUAUAAGUGCACUACGUGUGGAAAAUCUUUUACAACCAAAAGCAAUAUGAAGGACCAUACAAAGGUUCAUUAUGGAGAGUGGCCUUAUAAGUGCACAACAUGUGGAAAAUGCUUCACAAAAAAAAGAAACAUGAAGGACCAUACAAAGGUUCAUACGGGAGAGCGGCCUUAUAAGUGCACUACAUGUGGAAAAUCCUUUAAAAAGAACUGCGAAUUGAAGAGGCAUACAGUGGUUCAUACUGGAGAGCGGCCUUAUAAGUGCACUACAUGUGGAAAAUCCUUUAAAACCAACCACGAAUUGAAGAGGCAUACAGUGGUUCAUACUGGAGAGCGGCCUUAUAAGUGCACUACAUGUGGAAAAUCCUUUAAAACCAACCACGAAUUGAAGAGGCAUACAGUGGUUCAUACGGGAGAGCGGCCUUAUAAGUGCACUACAUGUGGAAAAUCCUUUAAAACCAACCGCGAAUUGAAGAGGCAUACAGUGGUUCAUACGGGAGAGCGGCCUUAUAAGUGCACUACAUGUGGAAAAUCCUUUAAAACCAACCACGAAUUGAAGGGGCAUACAGUGGUUCAUACGGGAGAGCGGUCUUAUAAGUGCACUACAUGUGGAAAAUCCUUUAAAACCAACCACGAAUUGAAGAGGCAUACAAAGGUUCAUAUUGGAGAGCGACCUUAUAAGUGUGAUACGUGUGGAAAGUCCUUCACAGCCAAAUACUCUUUGUAUAAACAUACAUUGGUUCAUACUGGAGAAGCAGAGGUGCCCAUCCCCCCCAAACCCAGAGGCGCAACCCCCGCCCCCCCCAAGCCAAAGGAGUAGUUCUCCCCCCCAAUUUAUGCUGCCGUCUAUUUAAACCUACCCUCCCCCCCCACCAAUUUAUCUGACAAUUUUCCCAUUACCUCAUAAAACGAGCAUUCCAAUUUAGUAUUUAGUAAACUUGAGGUAAAGAAAAACAAACUUGCUGAUAAUAAAAAUUAAAUGUUUAAUAGGAAACGUUAACAACAUUUAACAAUACUUCAUCAGGUAUAUCUAACUAAUGGACGAAUUAGAAGUGUUUCAAUUUACAUUUCAGAAUCUCUAUUGUCAGCUAACAUGUGCUCAGUACUGCAAUAACGUCUUCAAAACGUACAACAAUAUACUGUACUAGGUGAAUUACUCUACUCCAACACAGUAUUGUAACUGUACAAUAUAUUAGGUGGCGUUAAAUUUUACAGAGAAAGAAUCUCAGAGAAGAAUUUUAAGAAAUCAAACCGCUUUAAAAAUGCAUUAAUAAUACUUUGGCAAAGUUUUUUUUUUUUCAAAAUUAUAGGCAGUCACGAAAUA
Messenger RNA from Macrosteles quadrilineatus (aster leafhopper), 2046 nucleotides. Its product is annotated as gastrula zinc finger protein xLCGF3.1-like. Bases 373 to 1542 code for a protein of 389 amino acids. The transcript is spliced from 2 exons. NCBI's taxonomy places the organism in Eukaryota, Metazoa, Arthropoda, Insecta, Hemiptera, Cicadellidae. The record is from RefSeq and is a predicted model, not a curated record. Gene Ontology annotation, biological process: regulation of transcription by RNA polymerase II. Gene Ontology annotation, molecular function: DNA-binding transcription factor activity, RNA polymerase II-specific; RNA polymerase II cis-regulatory region sequence-specific DNA binding. Gene Ontology annotation, cellular component: transcription regulator complex; PcG protein complex.